Messenger RNA from Cyprinodon tularosa, 1640 nucleotides. RefSeq names its product WW domain binding protein 1-like. The record is from RefSeq and is a predicted model, not a curated record. The transcript has 4 exons. The coding region runs from base 118 to 816 and encodes 232 amino acids. NCBI's taxonomy places the organism in Eukaryota, Metazoa, Chordata, Actinopteri, Cyprinodontiformes, Cyprinodontidae.
GUAUCACGUCACAGUCGGUACUUCCGGCAUAAUGUUUUUAGCAGACCCAGGGAUGUGGCUUGCUAGGGUACUGUGACUGUGUUCUUCAACCAUGUUCUUUUAAUCAUUUUAAACUGGAUGAUUUUGGACAUGACUUCAUCAAAGUUGAAUCCUGGACUUCAAAACUCUGCUACGCCGACCUCCUUUGUGGAGCAGGUCGGACUGGUUUGCGUGGGGAUGGACAACCAGAGCUACACCUGUGCAUCUGGCCGCUGCUGUGGAGACGCCGAAUGCUGCCUUAACUACUACGAGCUGUGGUGGUUCUGGCUGGUCUGGGCUUUGAUCAUCAUUCUGACGGGUUUUUGCAUCUGUCACCACUGGCGGGCCAAGCAGCGCUUCCAGCAGCAGCGGCGGCAGAACGAGAUCAACCUCAUCGCCUACAGGGAGGUCAACAACAACUCGCAAUUACCACUCUAUCUCAGGUUCCUGCCAGUCUACCUGCUGCCAGCCUAUGAGGACGCAGUCGACCGACCACAAACCCCCCCUCCCCCCUACACGCCCCUCCAGUUGGCGCCACCAUGCUCUGACCCCAUAGAGGAUGUCUGCGGCUCCUGCUCGGGUGCCUCCACGGAGCACGACGAUAACGCCGACCCCCAGGAGGCAACGCAGAUCUACUCCAGUGGCCCCAGUACCCCCGACAAGGACUCCACACCGGGCCGGUACCGGCGGUUCACGGGCGAUUCUGGCAUCGAAGUGUGUGACAGCCAGGAUCCUUUGUGGGACAGAGAGGAGGUGUUAGAGGAGGGGGGCGGUCCGCAGGCCAAGCCUCCUGGGUGACCAUGUCGGGGGUUGGCGAGUAACAGGAACAUCUACCUCACAGGGACAGCUCCGGAACCGGGGGGGGGGGAGGGGGACCCAAACACCCAGGUUCUAGCAGAGAUUCUGUGGAUCCAGACCAGCAGCCUUUAAUGAGAUGCUGGGUUCAUUUCUAAGGAAUGUCUUUUUUUUCUAAUUGAAAUGUGUUGGAGGAGACAUUUGGUUUGACUGUCAGCUUUACGUCUGUUUCGGUUCUUUGUAUGAAAACCACUAGCGAUUAUUUUACAGAUUCAUCUUUUUUACGAUUAAUAAUCGGAUAGCCAAAGGUUCCUUAAAGAAGACUUUUCUAUGAAAUCAGACCGGGUGAAACUAAAACCUUUUCACUUGAAGAGUUCUGGAUUAUUACGACGGAGUAUCAGGGCCAGGUUAGAGAUUUUUUUAUUUUGAGAGUAAAGUCGUGACAUUACGAGAAUAAAGUGGUAAUAUUAUAAGAAUGAAGUCAUCACACCACAACCCGUUUCAGAGAGAAUGCUUCGAGCUCUGACCAGCAGAUGACGGCCGACCAGCUCCACCAACCACAGUCCACUUGACUUCCUGCCCAAUUUGAUGCUGGUGCUAAAAGAUUUCCUUAUUUGUCAAACCAGAGCCAAAGUAUAACUUCACAUGAUGCUCAACAUCCCUCAUUUUAGGGAAGAAAGGAGUUUAAAAAAAAAGACUUGUUUCUCGUAAUGUUAGAACUUUAUCCUCUUAAUAUUACGACUUUAUUCUCCUAAUUUUAUUACUUUAUUCUCACAAUGUUACGAGUAUAUUCUCAUAAUUGUAUGACUGUUCUCGUUGCGACUUUA